Danio rerio (zebrafish) is the source of this 2315-nucleotide messenger RNA. RefSeq names its product GRB10 interacting GYF protein 2 (gene gigyf2). Lineage: Eukaryota; Metazoa; Chordata; Actinopteri; Cypriniformes; Danionidae. The record is from RefSeq and is marked validated.
AAGCUUUGAAGCUGGAGAUGGAGAGACGGGAGGCAGAGCUUCGGGCCAAAAGGGAAGAAGAGGAGAGGAAGCGUUUGGAAGAGGCUCUGCGUGCGAGACAAGAGGAAGAGAGGAAGCGUUUAGAGGAAGAAGAGCUGGCACGACGCAAGCAGGAGGAGGCUCUGAAGAGACAGCGGGAGCAGGAGGAGGCGCAGCGGAGGAAAAAGGAAGAGGAGGAACGGUUAGCUCAGGAGGAGGCUCUCCGGCGACUGGAGGAGCGGAGGAGAGAAGAAGAGGAGAGGAGACAAAGGGAAGAAUUCCUCCGCAAACAGCAGGAAGAGGAGCGGAGGAAGCAGGAAGAACUGGAAGCUCAGAGGCGGCGUGAGGAAGAGAAGAGGCUGGAGGAGGAGGCUGCGGCCGCUGCAGCAGCACUGCUCAGACAACAGCAGGAGGAGCAGAAGAAGAGAGAGCAGGAGGCGCAGAGACAGCAGGAGCUGCAGAGACAGAGACAGCAGCAACAGGAGGCACUCCGACGACUCCAGCAGCAGCAGCAACAACAGCAGCUCGCACAAAUGAAGCUACCUUCAUCCUCAAAGUGGGGUCAGCAGUCGACCACAGCAAACAGUCUCUCACAGUCUCAAAAUGCUCUUUCGCUCGCUGAGAUCCAGAAACUGGAGGAGGAGAGAGAACGACAGACUCGAGAAGAGCAGAGACGUCAGCAGCAGGAGCUCCAGCGGGUCCAGCAGCAGCAGCCUCAGACCAAGCUCCCUGGCUGGGGCAGUGUGGCUAAGCAGCCCAUGGCCACUAAAUCCCUGUUGGAGAUCCAGAGAGAGGAAGCACAGCAGAUGAAGCAGCGGAAAGAUCAGCAGCAGCAGCAACAACAACAACAACAACCACCUCCACAGCCUCAGCCUCAGCAACAUUCAACCAACACCCAGCAAAAUCGCACACAAAACCGGGCGGCCAUCAAUACGUCAGUGUGGGGUUCUGUCAAUAAUGUGAGCUCAAACUGGAUGAUGGACAGCAGUGUAUGGGGCGACACGCAGAACUCUAAUAUUGGCUUCUGGGAUGAAGCAGUAAAGGAGGCCGCUCCACCUCAAACCACUCGCAAGAGCCACACUCCGAAAAACAAGGGCAACGCUAACCUCAGUAAUAGCAGCAGCGGUAAAGCCAGUAAAAAGGUGGAAGAGGAGGAGAAGCUACUGAAACUGUUCCAGGGAGCCAAUAAGAACCAGGACGGCUUUAUGCAGUGGUGUGAACAGACCCUGCACACUCUCAACACAGCCAAUAACCUCGAUGUUCCCACUUUUGCAUCGUUCCUGAAGGAAGUGGACUCUCCGUAUGAGGUGCACGAUUAUGUACGAGCUUAUCUGGGUGACACUCCACAGGCCAAGGACUUCGCCAAGCAGUUCCUGGAGCGCCGUGCCAAACAGAACGACAACCAGCAGAAACCUCAGCAGGGCCAGCAACAAAAACAGCAGGAGUCGGUGUGGGGAAUAAGAGAAGUGCCACAGUCAGUCCUGCUUCAACAACAACAACAACAACAAUUACAGCAGCAGCAACAGCAGCGGUUUGAAACGGUCACUUCCGGCAAGAAGAAGAAGAAACAGAAGAUGGUACGAGCCGACCCAAGCCUUCUAGGUUUUUCUGUCAAUGCCUCCUCUGAGAGACUCAAUAUGGGCGAGAUCGAGACGGUUGAAGACUUUUGAGAGCUGCUGAUCUUCAGGCUCCCUCUACUGACUGUUUUCCUGCUCAACAGCUGCCCUCAGAUUCCCCUCACUACCUUUUUUUUCUCCUUUUUUUUUUUUAAAUCCUCAAUUUCUGAUUUGGAAGCUAUUCGGGGCAGCAAGUUUUUCUUCCUCCCUAAUCCAGAGGAAACCCCAGUUGCAAUAACAGCGCUGCCCCACGGCCAUGAAAAUAUCCCCAAAAUAAAAAUAAGAGAGCGAGGUUUGCUUCGGCAGGAGAGGAGAUUCUGCUCGACAUCAUGCUCACGAUUAUCUCAGUCCCACGUUUCUUUAAGUGUCAAUAGACGGAGCGCGGAGGAAGCAUAUUAUGUAUGGUCCCCAUCAUAACUUCCUUCAUAUUUUUUUUUUAUUUAUUGGUUCCUGCCCUCACUCUUUUAGCGUUUUCCGUUUUCUUCCCUCCUCUCCCGCUUUGCUGCCCCGGACGUCGACAAAACAAAAUAAGACUCGAAGAAAUGUCAAAUGAACACGGUCCUGUUUUAAGGACAUGUUUGAAAGUUCCAGACAGUUAUCCAUUUCUUUGUAAAAUAUUAGGCUGUUUAAAGAAUAAACUUUCGAUUCUGCAUCUGUAUUAUAAUAUAUGGAAAUGAUGAA